CCUUCUCUAUCGUUUCUUUUUUUUUUCUUUUUCUUCGUGACAUUCGUCAACUUCCUAAGGAAAUAUGAUAUAAUCGUUUUUACAGGAUAAUCCUUGAUUGAUAAAAUUCCAACGAAGUGAUAAGGAUUGAGAAAUAAUGUAUAAUAAAUAAUAUAAUAAGUGUGAUAUAUGAUCGAAAAAAAAAAAAAUAUAAUAGAAAAUUGUUUUUUUUUUAUUGAUUUCAAAGGUUUAUCAAGAAUUGGUUGAAAAUGAUCGAAAAAACGGUGGAGAAAAUUAGAUUGAAAAAUACCAUGACAAAAUCACAAAUAAUAAAAGCAAAGAAACAAUUGAUUCAAAGAGAACAGCUUGGUGAAGAUCUUCGUCCUAUUGAUUUCGAUCAAUUAAAAAUACAACGUGACGAUUACAAAAGAAAAAUCAAACAGAGUGCGGUAUAUAUACUUCAGAUAAAAAAAGUUAUAGGCCAUUAUAAUACGGCAUUGACUAAACACAAACGAAGACUGGCAUAUCUUACAUCUGAAUUCAAUUCGAUUGCAAGAGAAAUUAAUUCUAACAAACUUCAAGCGAAAGAUUUGGAAUCGAAAUGUUUAAUGAACGAAAUUGAAAUAAAACAUGCUGAAGAACAAGUGAAAUCAAUGAAGACAUUGAUGGAAGAAUAUGAAGUGCCAACAAUAUUAGAUUUCAUCAAAUUAAAAAUGGAGAUUCGUACUUUGCAAAAGACAUUUACUUAUUUGAAAAGACGUGCAAAUAUUGAACAAACAAAUUCAAUUAAGUAUUAAGCGAAAAAAAAAUGAAGUAAUAAAAAAAUAAAAAAUAAAAAAAAGAAGAAGAAGAAAAAAUAAUGAUCCAUCCACACAUAUAUAAAAUUAUUCGUAUUUCAAGGCUAAAAAUAUUAUUUUAUGAAGAUCAAAGGAUACGAUAGCGUAUGAAUAAUAAGAGAUAAUUAAUGGUUUCGUACAAAAGAAAUAUGAUCGUUUUGAUGUAUCAUGAAAAAAUAAAAAAAAAUGAAUUAAAAAAAAGAACAAGAAGACAUAGGAAAAAGAAAAAAAAAAUAUUAAAAAGAAAAUAAAAAAGAUCCAUUUGAUAAUUAUAUAAAUGAAAUCAAGCAAAAGUUCAUUAAUCAAUGCGACAAACGUCUUACGAAUUGUGACAUAGAAAAUGUCCUUGCACGUUCCUUUACAGAAAAAAAAAGAAAAGAAAAAGAGAGAGAGAGAGAGAGAGAGAAAAAAAGUACGAAGAACGUGAUUAUGUUCUUAGAAAGAGAGAGAAAGAGAGUAAUUAUCUUACGGUUAUGUCGUCACAGAUUACGCCACUGGAUAAUUAUAAAGUUACGGUACGUCUUCGGAACGCAAAACAAACUCGACAUUUAUCAAUUAUACUUUCGAUUUGGAAUAACCAUAGAAAUAAAUAAUCCCAAACGAAUUUAACGUACGCUACAAAAAACAAAAAAAAAAAAAAAAAAAAAAAAAAAAGAAAUAAAAAAAUUCAUCGCACAUAUUCUCCUUCGAUAAUUAGAAUAGAUAAAAAAUAUUUUCUUCGGAAUCAUUUCACGUCUAUCGGUUGAACGUGAAAAAUUAGUAAUGACACACAAUUUAUGAACCGUGAAGAAAGAAAAGAUGAAGGAUGAAAAGAAAAAAAAAAAAAUAAAUAAAUAAAUAAAUGAAGAAGAAAAAAAAAACAGAACUAUAGAAAAAGAAAUAUAAGUGUUUGAAGUUUCAUAGAGAAAUUCCGUUAGUGUUUCUCCACGCUUAGGUGAACAGGAAGGGGACAAUAUCGUGAUGUCCCCGUUGAUAAAGGAUGAUUAAGGAAAAAAAGAAAAAAAAAAGAAAAAAGGAAAAAGAAAACAAGAAAAUAAAACAGAAAAAAAACAAAAAAUAAUUUGUAAAAUGUAUCGAAGUAUAUGCGAGGUAAAACGAAAAAAAAAUAAAACAAAAAAAAAAAAGAAAGUAGAAUACGUAUACACAACAAUUUUAAGAAUGGAAGAAGGAAAAAAGGUGAAGUUUAAAGGAGAGAAGUAUAAAAGGAUUUUGGCGUGUGCCAUAAUGCGUCUGGGUGGUUACGCUUCACGCUUCGAUGAUGCCUGUCCCUUCCUCUUUUCGCUUGCGGUCUAUCCGUCCCGGAAAAGAGUAUCUCUCGGUUCCACGAUUCAGUUUUGCCGCGACAUAAUACGAAUCGGGUCGGUUCGUCCACCGAUCGUUCAAUUUGCUCAAUUUAAUCGAAGAAGAACGAAAGAGAAAGAAAGAAAAAAAAAGAAAAAAAAAAAAUCCUUCUAGGACAUCAAAGGCUAUAUUUCGAUAGAACGGGCUUCAACGGGCAUACGUGAUAAUAUCAUACGUAUACCAUAUAUGUUAUAAGUCGAACGUAAAGA
Vespa mandarinia (Asian giant hornet) is the source of this 2365-nucleotide messenger RNA. RefSeq names its product cilia- and flagella-associated protein 263-like. Gene Ontology annotation, cellular component: axoneme; ciliary basal body. Gene Ontology annotation, biological process: cilium assembly. The record is from RefSeq and is a predicted model, not a curated record. Lineage: Eukaryota; Metazoa; Arthropoda; Insecta; Hymenoptera; Vespidae.